Prosopis cineraria is the source of this 3702-nucleotide messenger RNA. RefSeq names its product putative disease resistance protein RGA1. Gene Ontology annotation, biological process: defense response to other organism. The record is from RefSeq and is a predicted model, not a curated record. NCBI's taxonomy places the organism in Eukaryota, Viridiplantae, Streptophyta, Magnoliopsida, Fabales, Fabaceae. Gene Ontology annotation, molecular function: ADP binding.
GCUUAUCAUCUUGCCUGAUCUGUUCAUUGGCAAGUGUUCAACCUCAUCAUUAGAUUCUUUUAAUCUUCCAAAAUAGAUUAUGGCAGAGGCUGUAGUGGAAGUCGCGAUUCAGAAUUUGAGCUCACUCAUUCAGAAUGAGCUGGGACUGUUUCUGGGGAUCAAUCAAGAGUCGAAACGCCUUUCCAGCAUACUCACCACAAUCAAGGCUGUGCUUGAAGAUGCUGAGGAGAAGCAACUCACAAACAAAGCUCUCAAGAAUUGGCUUCAGAAGCCAAAUGCAGCUUAUUUGCUUGAUGACAUCUUGGAUGAAUAUUCAACAGAAGCUCUUGGGUUGGAAUGCCAAGGACUUAAGGGUGGGUCACCAGACAAGGUACAAUGUUCUUGCUUAUCCUCUUUGCACCCCAAACAUAUUACUUCCCGUUACAAAAUGGCCAAGAAAAUGAGAGAGAUAAGAGUGAGGUUUGAUGAGCUUGCUGAGGAAAGACUAAAGUUUCAUUUGCGCGAGACAGUUACUGAAAGAAUUGAAGUCAUGGAAUGGCGCCAAACCACCUCAAUCGUUACCCAACCUCAAGUCUAUGGAAGAGAAGGAGAUAAGGAAAAAAUUGUAGACUUCUUGGUUGAUCAUGCUUCUAAUGUUGAGGAUGUAUCAGUCUACUCUAUUGUAGGUAUGGGUGGUCUAGGGAAGACUACGCUUGCCCAACUUGUCUUCAAUCAUGAGAGAGUGAUCGAUCAUUUUGAACUAAGAAUUUGGGUCUUCGUCUCGGAAGAUUUUAGACCGAAGAGAAUGACAAAGGCCAUUAUUGAAUCAGCAUCUGGGCAUGCUUGUGAGGAUAUAGACUUAGAGCCACUGCAACGAAGGCUUCAAGAUCUGCUUCGAAAAAAAAGAUACUUGCUUGUUUUAGAUGAUGUGUGGAACGAAGACCAAGAGAAGUGGUAUAAGUUGAAGUGUGUAUUGGCUUGUGGAUCAAAAGGUGCUUCAAUUUUGGUCACCACUCGUCUUACAAAUGCGGCGUCUAUCAUGGGAACGACGCCUCCUCAUCCAUUAUCAAUGUUGUCUGAAGAUGAUUGUUGGGAAUUGUUUAAGCAUCGAGCUUUUGGACCAGACAGAGGGGAACGUCCGGAGCUUGUGGCCAUAGGGAAGGAGAUAAGCAAGAAAUCUAAGGGAGUGCCUCUUGCUGCUCAAGCACUUGGUAGCCUUUUGCGCUUUAAAAGUGUGGAAAAGGAUUGGCUCUAUGUCAAGGAGAGCAAGAUCUGGAGUUUACCACAAGACGAGAAUUCUAUAUUGCCUGCCUUGAAAGUAAGUUAUUUGAAUUUACCAGUAAAUUUGAGACAAUGCAUUGCCUUCUGCGCAGUAUUCCCUAAAAAUGAAGAAAUAAGCAAGCAGUUUGUAAUUCAUCUUUGGAUGGCUAAUGGCUUCAUUUCAUCCAAUGGAAGUUUGGAAGUGGAACAUAUUGGAGAUGAAGUGUGGAACGAAUUACAUUGCAAAUCAUUUUUCCAAGAUAUUAGAAUAGAUGAAUUUGGCAACAUUACAAGCUUCAAAAUGCAUGAUUUGGUUCACGAUCUUACUCAGUCUGUAAUGGGGGAAGUGUGCAGCUCUAUUACAUCUAACAAUGCAACAACUAAUCUGUCUGAGAAAACUCGACAUCUCUCGCGUUAUGUUGGUGUACCGUCUGAUGGGAAGCCUUCAUUGAAUUUACACCAGCUCAAAUCCUUGAAGACCUAUAUAACGCCUAUCUAUUAUAGUGAUUACUCUCCUCCUGAUGCAUUGCUGAAAUGUUAUUCUUUGCGGGUACUUGACAUCAUGCAUCUGAAAGAGGUGCCACCCUCAAUUGGCCGUUUGAAGCAUCUAAGGUAUUUAAACCUGUCUAAUGGUGCCUUUGAAACGCUCCCAGAUUCCAUUUGUGCGUUGUGGAAUUUGCAGAUUUUGAGAUUGGACAAUUGUCAUUAUCUUCGAAAUUUACCUGAUCAUCUAAAAUGCUUAAAAGCCCUCCGACAUCUAUAUUUGGAAGGGUGUAUGUUUUUAUCCAGCUUGGCCCCUGAGAUGGGUCAGUUAACUUCCUUGAGGACCUUAAACAUAUAUAUUGUUGGCAAGGAAAAAGGAUUCCUAUUGGCAGAGUUAGGAAGCUUGAAGCUUGAAGGAAAGCUUGACAUCAGGCACUUGGAGAGGGUAUCAACUAUAAUGGAGGCCAAGGAAGCCAAUUUGGCGGACAAGCACCUUAACAAUUUGGUCUUGUCAUGGGAAAGAAAUGAGGAAUCAGAACUGCAGGAAGAUGUGGAGCAGAUUCUUGAAAUGCUUCAACCUCAUACACAGCUUAAGACCUUGGAAGUGGAAGCAUACAUGGGAGUUAACUUCCCACAAUGGAUGGGUAGCCCUACCCUCAAAGAUUUAUAUCUUAUAGAACUUGUUGAUUGCAAGAACUGUUUACACCUUACACUGUUGGGGAAACUGCCAUCUUUGAAGAGACUAGAUAUAUAUAACAUGCUUCAUGUGCAAUACAUUGAUGAUGAAUGUUAUGAUGGUGAAGUUCCAAGAGGUUUUAAAGCUCUAGAAAUUUUGAAGAUCAAUAAGCUACCAAACCUCGUCAAACUAUUGAAGGAUGGAGAAAACAUGUUUCCUCAUCUUUCCAUGAUAGAAAUUGCUCAAUGUCCAAAGCUGGAAUUGCCCUACCUUUCCUCUAUGAUUGAACUAAAAAUACUAGAGAAAUGCAGCGAAUCACUGCUGGGUUCAAUUCAUAAUCUUCACAGUCUACAAUCCCUUUGGUUUCGUUACAAUGAGGAAUUGACUUCCUUUCCAGAUGGGAUGGUUCAAGGCCUCACUUGCCUUAAGGAGCUCCACAUUUGCGACUAUACCAAGCUCCAUGUACUUCCAACUGGACUUAUUAACUCCAAUGCUCUUGAAGAAUUGCAUAUUGAACUAUGUCAAAGCCUUGAACCACUGACAGAGCAAGUGUUGCAGCAGCUGAAAUCUCUGAAAAGAUUAAAAAUUGGCUGGUACCCAAAAUUCAAAUUUUCUGCAGGUUUUCAAUACCUCAUUUCCCUGGAAGAUUUGAUGAUUGGAAGUUGCCCGGAGGUGGAAGAUUUCCAUGAGGCUUUACAGCAUAUCACCACUCUGCAAUCCUUGUCUUUAUUUGAUCUUCCUAAUCUAGCAUCUUUGCCUGAUUGGUUGGGAAGCUUUAGGCUGCUCAAGUCAUUGUUUAUUUCAGAAUGCCCCAAGAUAAUAUCACUCCCAGUGAGCAUUGAAAGCCUUGGCAAUUUGAAAACUUUGCACAUCCACGUUUGCCCUGAGUUACAAAGGAGAUGUGAGAAGGAAACAGGAGAUGAUUGGCACAAGAUAGCUCACGUUCCAAGUAUUUAUAUUGGAACCCAGUCAUCUUUACCUGACGGAUAUUUUGGUCCACGCUGGUUCACCACCGAUCUGCUGUUUGAUUGACGUCCAUUUGCUUUUUCACCUUGAAGCUCUUUAUGUUGUCUGUUUUUGGUAAUGUGGUUAGAUGACCCAAUCAAGAUUUCCCCCUUACAUGACUCAUUCUGUCCUGUUACUGACAUUUAAAAGGUUUCUGUAGUUUACCGUUUCCUUCUUGCAUGGCUUGAUAUUAAGCCACUUGUAUUCGCCUGUAAAUCAAGACAACAAUUUGCCUUCUCCGUACUACUAGAAAAGAAGUUUCCAAUCCAAAAUUUUGAUGGUUUAUUACAACAUUUCAU